AUGAUCUCGAUCAAAAUAGCUAAGCGUUCGUCAUGUUUCAGCGAUGAUAUAAUUCGUGCAGUUGAUAAAUUGAAAGUAUUGGGUAGUGGUUUCGAACUGAUUGCGCUCGGCAGUGGUCGUUUCAUGGUUCAAAGUGUGCCGGGUGAGUUGAAUAUGGAUGAUUCACGGGUUCUCCAACUCGCAGAGGAUGCUGCUUAUGUCACCAAGGUAUUACUUCUUUUGACUGAUAACAGUUACGUUUAA
Molecule: messenger RNA, 243 nt
Organism: Anisakis simplex (herring worm)
Lineage: Eukaryota; Metazoa; Nematoda; Chromadorea; Rhabditida; Anisakidae
Source: the annotation of a GenBank genome assembly